AUGGGGAACACCGAAAGUGUAGUUGUGCAAAAACGCCUGACCCGGUUUCGACCGGACGAACGUCCCGUAGUGGAGGGAGUCUUUGACAGACUGUAUAGUGCGAACCCUGUCAGCGGCUCUAAUAAAGCGGCGAAGUGUAUUCCCCUGGACACGCUGAAGAUGACAAUGGGGAACCUAGCCCCUGACUCCAUGAUACUACGGGUGUUUGAGGGCAUGCAGAGCAUUGAUCCUGGGGUACCCCUGCCCCAAGGUAGUGGGGUGAGUCGUGAACAACUGGUCAUCUUCUUGGCUGACGUUCUGAGGGGAACCGCAGAGGAACGCGCACCCCUUGUCCUGGCGAUGACACAGGGGUCAAAGGCGACUUCUGCAACUAUUGACAACAUAAGACAGUUCUUAGAGGACCUGGUGUCUGCAGUGCUGCAGAUUCUGACCCACAGGGGGCGCCUGUGUGGCUGGAGACCUGAUCGCAUGGGUGACAGCCAGCAGGGGGUGAAGUUACUGGCUGAACAGUUAAGCUCUGAGCUGAAGCCUCCAGAUCAACAGGCGUAUGACGUCUCGUGUCUGGAAGACUGGCUGUUCAGAACCUCCGCCGUGGCCCUGUUCAUGGAGCUGCUGAUCGCGGAGGCCUUGGAGGUGGGGUUACCCUCCCGUCUCCCUCCCUCCCUGCUCCCACAGUGUCGGGAGACGGCGUGGAGUGAAUUACGCUGCCUGCUGGAUGUGCCCUCGCUGCUGUUUCUGACGCCCCACCUGCCCGAGGGUCGCAGCGCCCCCUGGAGGCUGCUGUUCUCCACGCAGCUGCACGGGGAGAGUUUCACGCGACUGGUGGGAAACUGUAAGGGCCGCGGACCCACUGUGCUGCUGCUGAGAGACACGCGGGGACAUGUCUUUGGCGGCUUCGCUUCCCACAGCUGGGAGAUCAAACCUCAGUUCCAGGGGGACUCAAGGUGUUUCCUAUUCUCGGUGUCUCCCUCUAUGCGUGUGUUCACAUGCACUGGAUAUAACCAGCACUACAUGUACCUGAACCAGGGCCAGCAGACCAUGCCCAAUGGCCUGGGAAUGGGAGGCCAGCAUGGCUACUUCGGCCUGUGGCUGGACAACGACUUCGGCCGCGGUCACAGUCGCGCCCGGCCACGCUGCACCACCUACGGAAGCCCCCAGCUGUCGGCCGACGAGGACUUCACCCUGGACAGGCUGGAGGUCUGGGGUGUAGGCAAGCCCCCUGAGGAACAGGAACAGGAUGAGAAUAAGAAAAGUAUCCUGGAUGCAGACCCGGAGGUCCAGGCUAUGAUGGAGAUGACGGGGAAAACACUCCACAGCCAAGGCCUCAGAGAGCCUGAAGAGGAUUAA
Messenger RNA from Chanos chanos (milkfish), 1347 nucleotides. Its product is annotated as MTOR-associated protein MEAK7-like. Gene Ontology annotation, biological process: TOR signaling; response to oxidative stress. Gene Ontology annotation, cellular component: nucleus. The record is from RefSeq and is a predicted model, not a curated record. Lineage: Eukaryota; Metazoa; Chordata; Actinopteri; Gonorynchiformes; Chanidae. The transcript has 7 exons. Bases 1 to 1347 code for a protein of 448 amino acids.